UGAUAAAUGUAAGUAAAAGAGAGCUAUGCAAGUAAUACCAUGAAUAAUAUACCAACAACAACAACAACAACAACAACAACAACUAUACAUGAUAAACCACCUGGAAGGAACAUAUUCAUGCACAACAUGUGGCCUCUGUUAAGUUUAUUGCCGCCAUGUUUGCUUGAAAAGAUCAACCUUGUUUUUACAUUCGGACAAUCGGCAACUGAGGUUAUUUUCACAACACUUGAUGAGAAGGUUUACAGUCUUGGUACGAACACCAGCGGUUGUUUGGGCGUUGGAGAUAAUUCGUCCUCCCUGGAACCUCGGUUGUUGGAAAGUUUUAGCGGACAGAAGAUAAUAUCGUUGAGUGCGGGGAGCGGUCCGCAUGUGUUGGUGUUGACGCAAGAUGGAGGUGUAUAUAGUUGGGGUCACAACAGUUAUAUGCAGUUGGGUAACGGAGGAACUUCACCUGGGACUUCCCCCUCGUUAUUGUCGCGAAAUAUUUCAAACAAAGUCGUUCAGAUUGCUUGUGGGAGUCACCACUCGAUGGCACUAACGACUGAGGGUGAGGUUUACACUUGGGGUUACAACAACUGUGGGCAGAUCGGAUCGGGCUCGACAGCGAACCAAGGAUCCCCUCGUAAAGUAACGGCUUGUAUCGGUAAUAAAAGAAUCAUCGACAUCACAUGUGGCCAGACAACAUCGUUGUGCGUUACUGACAGCGGAGAGGUGUAUUCAUGGGGAUACAAUGGUAACGGACAACUUGGUGUGGGGAAUAACGUCAACCAAACCAACCCAUGCAGAGUAGCAGCGUUGCAGGGGGUCGUUAUCGCUCAGGUGGUGUGCGGAUAUGCACAUGCCCUCGCACUCACCGAUAAUGGAGUUGUAUUUGGAUGGGGCGCCAACAGUUACGGACAACUUGGGUCUGGCAACAAAGCCAAUACGUGCACCCCACUGCAGGUAGCCACACGCAUAGGAAGGGUGGUGUGUUUGGCUGCCACACAUUAUUCACAUUCAUCUGCUGCAAGGAACCAAAGUGGGCAUAUAUACAUGUGGGGCCAACUCCGUCAGCAAGCGACCCCGGAACCGAAGCCAACAAACUUCACCGAUUUAAACGCUGUGUUUGCCGGGUUCAGUUCGCCUCCUGUUAGUUGGAGAGCGAUGAUCGUAACCAGCGAAGUGGAACCAUCUGUGCAGCAGAGCGUGUCGCGUGCAUUCAACGACGAAACUUCGGCAGAUCUUAAAAUUUUGGUCGAAGGGAAACAUAUAUUAGUUCAUAAAUCAAUUCUUAAAAUAAGGUGCGAAUACUUCAAGCGAAUGUUUCAGUCGCAUUGGGAUGAAAACAAUCAAGACGUUAUUGAAAUCACUGGUUAUAAUUACCCCGUUGUUUAUUCUUUCCUCCGUUGGUUGUAUACAGAUCAAGUAGAGUUGCCGACCGAAGAUAUUAUUGGUUUGUUGGACCUUGCAACAUCAUAUUGUGAGAAUGGAUUGAAACAUCAAUGUCAGAAAUUGAUCAAAGAAAGCAUUGUUGUUGAAAAUGCGGCUCUGUUGUACGCUGCAGCCAUCAAGUAUAAUGCGAAGGAACUUCAAGAUUUUUGCUUCCAGUUCUGUUUAAACCACAUGACCAAAGUCGUACAAACCGAAAGCUUUAAAUUAUUGGACAAAGAAGUUUUGUACGAGUUGGUGUUGGAAGCGUCCAAGCAUGGGGCUUUUAAACGUUGAAUAUUUAACUCAGCAGUAUUAUUAUUUAAAGUUGUUCUUUAUUUUAAUGUAUUUGAAAAUUAUAAUUGCAUAAAACUCUUUCAAUUUAUUUAUGUCCUAUCACUAUGAAAUAUAUUCUUCCAAUGAUAACUAAACUAAAUGUUGUGAAACUACUACUUAUUUUAAUGUUUUAUCACUUUGUUCUUUUGUUACAUACAAAGCUACAUCAAGCAUGUUAUAUUAAAAACACAACUUCUGU
Ciona intestinalis (vase tunicate) is the source of this 1942-nucleotide messenger RNA. Lineage: Eukaryota; Metazoa; Chordata; Ascidiacea; Phlebobranchia; Cionidae. The record is from RefSeq and is a predicted model, not a curated record.